This is a messenger RNA of Fukomys damarensis (Damara mole-rat), 4937 nucleotides long. RefSeq names its product zinc finger protein 658 (gene Znf658). Bases 1055 to 3751 code for a protein of 898 amino acids. NCBI's taxonomy places the organism in Eukaryota, Metazoa, Chordata, Mammalia, Rodentia, Bathyergidae. The transcript is spliced from 5 exons. Gene Ontology annotation, molecular function: DNA-binding transcription factor activity, RNA polymerase II-specific; RNA polymerase II cis-regulatory region sequence-specific DNA binding. Gene Ontology annotation, biological process: regulation of transcription by RNA polymerase II. The record is from RefSeq and is a predicted model, not a curated record.
AUUUACUAGGAUUUGUGGACGCUCUGACGAAUUCUUGGGUCAGAAGAAGCUCCUGAGGCCCUCCCCACACUGUUCCGGGUGUCUCAGUCUUAAAAGGCACAAAUUGAUACUCUAUUCUUGUGCAGUGAUAUCCAGGAGAAAAUAAUGGCCAACACACAUGGAAUUUGGAUGUUUUCAGUAAGUGAAAGUUUAAAAGAGAAAAAGGGGUGUCAGGCAAAGCCAAUGUCACUUUACUCAGUGCCCCCCAAAUAGUGGCCUGGGGCACUGGCCAACCUUCAGGUGCUCCCAAGUUGUAUGUACAGUUCAAUGGCUGCAGGUCCAGGUGGCACAUUUGUAGUGAAUUCCAAGAUUCAGGUUUAGAGUGUUCGAUGAAGGUUUCACAUAAAGUGAAUUUGUUUCUCAGGUCCAAGGUCCAGCCCCUCAGAAGCAAAGCAGCUCUUGUAAAGCAAGAAACAUUUUCCCAGAAACUUCUCCCACAUAGUAGGAUGGCCCCACUCACAGAGCUUCAGAGCAGAACAGAAUGUUCUAGGAAGGAGUAGGCCAUGAUUUCUUGUAUAGCAUGUGUCAGAAUUAGUAAUAUCACCAUGUCCGGGAGCCAUCACAGGCUUUGUGACUACGAAGCUAUAGGCCAGUGUACAGAAGGUGACCGUCUGAGCUUGACGAGGAUGGACGACGCUCAGGCUGAACAGUCAAGAGUCACCUUAGUGGAGGCCUGGUGAGGGCAUGGUAUCUGGGGAGAACAAUCAGCUGGUGAAAAUCCUACACAGCAUCCCAUUUCCCUCAUUUUCCCCUCACUCUCGACAGAUUCUGGGCCACUCUCCCAGGUGCGUCACCACGUGUGGCAUUUAGAUGUAUGCUGUUGCUCCUUCAUUAGUGAACCUAGAGAAUAACAAAAUGAUCGUAGAAGAAUUUUUCUAUAACAGCAACCCAGAAAUACUGCACUGAAAUGAAAGACUGUUGUAGAGUCAUCAGAUAGGAGAGGACCAGGUAUUAAGCACAGUGAUGUCACAGCUGAACCAUCACAGUUCCAUACACUCUUCUGGCAGCUGGAGAAAUGAACGUAUCUCAGGCAUCCGUGUCACUGGAGGACGUGACUGUGGAGCUCACCCAGGAGGAGUGGCGGCUCAUGGGCCCUGCUCAGAGGACCCUGUACAGAGAUGUGAUGCUGGAGACCUACAGCCACCUCAUCUCUGUGGGGUACUGCAUUAUCAAACCUGAGGUGAUACUCAAGUUGGAGCUAGGAGAAGAGCCAUGGUCUUUGGAGUGCAAAUUCCUGAAUCAGAAGCGUGAAGAGUAUGUCCACAUCCAAGGAAAUCAGGAAAAACACCAGAAGCCUCCAUGGCAAGUAAUAUUAAUGGAAGACAAAGCACUGAGUGAAGGACAGAAAGUUUUAGGAAAACCAUUUAGUCUGGGCAUAGCUUCAGAUUUUUCAGGAAAAAUACCCUGUAAAUGUGACUCGAGUGGCAUGAACUUUCCAGUAGUUUCUAAGUUCAUUAUUUCUGAGGGAAACUAUUCAAGAAAGAAUACUGAUUCCAUGAAUAUGUAUAGAAAAUUACAGCUUGAUAUUAAACAUGAGGAAAUUCACACUAAAGAGAAAUCUCAUGAAUGUAAUAAAAAUGAGAAAGUUUUCAGUUAUAAGAAAGAUCAUCAUCAGAAAUUUCAAACCUUGGAGGAGUCCUUUCAACACAGUGAGUCUGGAAAAAAGUUACAUGAUAAAACUAUCUGCAUUACAGUUGGGAGUUCUCCAUUAGGAAAGAAGACCUGUGAGGAAGAUGAAUUUAGGAAAUCCUGUGGUAAAACAACUCUGUUUGAGCAGAGGGAAUCUGACACAAGGGAGAAAUGCUCUGAGCUUAAUGAAUGUGGGGAAUCCUGUGACAAAACCACCAUUGUGGAAUACAAUAAAGUUCAAAUGGUGAUAACACAUAGCGAAUGCAAUGAAGUUGGUAUUAAUUGCAGUGGAAAGUCACCCUGCUUUCCAACUCAGAGACCUGUUACAAGACGGAGAGCUUUUGACAGCAUUAAAUGUGAAGCAAAUUUGGAUCACAAUCUAGUCCAUCAAGUACAUACUGAAAAACAAAAUGGAGGUCAUGUUUGUGAGUAUAAUAUAUGUACAAAUACCUUCUACCAGAAAUUAGACCUUACCAGACAUCACAGAACAGAAGAGAAACUCUACCAAUCUAAUCUGUAUGGGAAAUGCAAGAAAUAUUUUUCUCAGAAAGCAUAUCUCAUUCAGCAUCAAAGGACCCACUCAAGAGAGAACUCUGAUAAGUGUGAUGAAUCUGGGAAAUUAAGCCAUUCACAGUCAUACCCUGUUCAGCAUUCAGGAGACCAGAUAGGGUUCAAACUCUAUGAAGACAAUAAAUAUGGACACAUUUUCUGUCAGAAAUCAAACCUCAGUGAAUAUCUGAGAAUUGGUUGUGGGGAAUGUUACACAUCUCCUUGCAUGGAACAGCAGAGAACAGAUACAGAGAUGAGACUCUUUCAAGAUAGUGAUUAUGGAGAAAAAUUCUCUAUGAUGGGUCACCUCAAAGAACAUCAGAGAGUUCACAGAGGGGAGAAACCCCACGAAUGCACUGAAUGUGGGAAAACUUUUGCCAAGAUAUCACAUCUCAGAGCACAUCAGAGAACUCACACAGGUGAAAAGCCCUAUAGCUGUAUUGAAUGUGGGAAAGCAUUUUCUCAUAAGAUACAUCUCAGUGCACAUCAGAGAAUUCAUACAGGGGAGAAACCCUAUGAAUGCAAUGAAUGUAUAAAAGCAUUUGCUGAUAAUUCAACCCAUAGAACACAUCAGAGAAUUCACACAGGAGAGAAACCCUAUGAAUGUAAUGAAUGUGGGAGAUCUUUUGCCCAUGUUUCUGUUCUCAAACCACAUCAAAAAAUUCACACAGGGGGAAAACCCUAUGAGUGUAAUGAAUGUGGGAAAACUUUUACCUAUAAUUCAGUCUUCAGAGCACAUCAGAGAGUUCACACUGGGGAGAAACCCUAUGAAUGUAAUGACUGUGAGAAAACAUUUACCCGUGAUGCAGCUCUCAGAAUACAUCAAAGAAUUCAUACAGGAGAGAAACCAUAUGAAUGUAAUGAAUGUGAGAAAACGUUUGCCCGUGAUUCAGCUUUCAGAACUCAUCAGAAAAUUCAUACAGGAGAGAAACUCUAUGAAUGUCAUGAGUGUAGGAAAACUUUUAUCCAGAAAACACACCUCAUUAACCAUCAGAGAAUUCACACAGGGGAGAAACCCUAUGAAUGUGGUGAAUGUGGAAAAACUUUUUCUCAGAAAGCAUACCUCAGUGGUCAUGAAAGAACUCAUACAGGGGAAAAGCCCUAUGAAUGUAACAUAUGUGGGAAAACUUUUGUCUAUAGGACAGGUCUUAUAGUGCAUCAAAGAAUUCACACAGGGGAGAAGCCCUACGAAUGUAAUGAAUGUGGGAAAACUUUUUCUCAAAGAACACACCUCUCUGCACAUCAGAGAAUUCACACAGGGGAAAAGCCAUAUGAAUGUAAAGAAUGUGGGAAAACUUUUGCUGAUAACUCAGCCCUCAGGUCACAUCACAGAACUCACACAGGGGAGAAACCCUAUGAGUGUAAUGAAUGUGGUAAAGCCUUUGCCCAAAAUUCAACUCUCAAACUGCACCAGAAAAUUCAUACAGGGGAGAAACCCUAUGAAUGUGAUACCUGUGGGAAAACUUUUGUCCGAAAAGCAGCUCUCAGAGUACAUCACAUUAGAAUGCAUAGCAGAGAGAAAACCCUUAUGUGAAAAAUCCUGAAGGAACUCCUAGCUUAAAUAACAGCAAGCUCAUAUCACAUGCACUGUCUUGACAAAAUUUCUCUGUCUUGUUCAUCUGGGUGAGACUGGCCAUGUAAUGUUAUCUUAAAGAAUGUUGUAUUUAAGCUGAAACGUUAAAUUACCUUACCUUCUUCUUGUUGGUUUUUAGAUAGACUGGAGAUGAUUGCUACAGCCAAUUUGGGCACUGUUCUGAACAUGGUAGAGCACAAAGUGAAAGAAACUAGAGUGAAUAACACCAACAAACUUCUCCACCUUCAUUUCUUUACCACUAUAUUUUUAUGCAAGAAUAAGUUUAUAUUCUAUUGAGUUCUACGACUUGAUCUCUCAGUGAAAUGCACAUAAAUUAGCCCUCUAUGUUAAGAGUUGGAUGAAACCCUGUGAAGAUGAUAGAACUUCUGUGAAUAGUCUGAAACCUACAAAAUGUUAAAAAAUGGAAUAACCACUGCCUUUUGCUUCUGUAAUUUGCUUUGCUUAACAAAACACCUGAGGAUUUACCAUUGAAGCUAAAAGGCACAUAGCCCUGGUUUAAAAUUAACCAAUGCCAGAGGUGCUAAACCACAUCCCAGGAUGAGACCAAAUGUUCAAACUAAGAACAGUCCGUGAGCCAUAAAACUUUCUGUAAACCAUAAGAGCAUAAAGGUGUUAAGAUAAUGUCACCAGUCCUGUUUUCCUAACCCUGACCUCCACUCUCGUGGUCUGGAAUAGCUAAAAGACAAACAUCCUGAAAGAAAAUGCUAUAUUUGGGAUAACAUUGUACUGUCUUGUGACUGUGAUUUGUGAUGGGAACUGUGGGAACUAAAAUGUCUUAUCACCUAAAAUGAGGUCAUGAUUGUAGAAUUCUUCUAAUAGGCAGAUUGUCACCCAGUCAGGGGCCAGUCAUUUGGCACAGCUCUUGGUGCAGGCCAAUCCUUUGCUAGUGAAGUAAAUGAUCUUGUUGUUGUUGUUGUUGUUUUAUGCACUCCUGUGUCUCUUUGUAUGUCAUUUGCCAGUUCUUUGCACAACAAGGAAAAUAAAUGUCAGAAAAUUCUAUAAGAAUGUAUACCAGAGGCUUCAAGUGAGGAGGAAAACAAUAUCCUGAUGAGCCUUCAUUGAAAAAUGGAAAUCUCAGGCAAUAAACACCAAACCUUUUAACCCAAACACAAUAGCAUGAAACAUC